Molecule: messenger RNA, 1191 nt
Organism: Paramuricea clavata
Lineage: Eukaryota; Metazoa; Cnidaria; Anthozoa; Malacalcyonacea; Plexauridae
Source: the annotation of a GenBank genome assembly
AUGGAUAGUUUCAACGAAGAUCUAAAAGUUCUAGAUUUAAAUGACGAUUAUGAUCUUUCAGUCCUUAUUGAUAAAUAUGAAAAUACGUUGAAAGAAACAUUCCAGCAGCAUGCUCCACAAAAACGACGAAUUAUAACUCUUCGUCCUUUAUCACCAUGGUACAAUGAGGUGAUUGGUCAAGAAAAAAGAAAUCGCAGGAAACUAGAGCGCCGCUGGCGCGCAUCUGGACUAUGUAUUGACAGACAGUUAUAUGUCAAACAAUGUGAGACAGUGAAUGCUAUAAUAAAGAAUGCUAAGACAACAUACUACUCUUCGGUUUUUUCCAGUAAUGCACAUAAUCAGAAAGUGUUAUUUAGUACGGUGGAUAAAUUACUCCAUCGAAAGCCAGAAAAGCGCUAUCCAACUGCGUCAUCAACGACUGAACUCGUGAAUAAAUUUGCAGAUUUCGUCAGUAAUAAGAUUGCUAUCAUAUGGAAAGAACUAGCCAUUGAUUCUUCCCACUGUAAUCAGCGAAAUCAAGAGGAACAAUAUGCACAAUGCGUUAAAUUCAGUAACUUUCAAGAAGUCACGGAACAUGAGAUUGGAAAUGUUAUUGAUAAAGUUGGUAAAAAAUCUUGUGAACUUGAUCCAGUUCCCUCAAAAAUCUUUCAAGGUUGUCAGAAGACUCUCUUACCUAUAAUUACUAAGAUUAGUAAUAAGUCACUCCAGUCAGGUUGUAUGCCUGAGAAACUAAAAGAUGCGGUGUUGAAACCAAAACUAAAGAAAGAUUCGCUGGAGUACGAAGAAUACACAAAUUUCCGAUCUAUUUCAAAUUUAAAAUUCCUGUCUAAAGUAAUUGAGAAGGUUGCUGCCGGUCAGCUUCUGGAACACUUGGCUAAUAACAACUUAGAAGAACCCUUCCAGUCGGCAUAUAAACGUUUUCAUAGUGCAGAAACAACCCUAUUAAAAGUACAAAACGAUAUUCUUGUAGCCAUUGAUAAUCCUAAGUGUGUGGUGUUGCUAUUACUAGAUAUGUCAGCAGCAUUCGAUACUGUUGAUCACGAACUUUUACUACAACGAAUGUUCAAAAGAUUUGGGACAGAUGGGCAAGUGUUGAAAUGGUUUCAGUCCUAUCUUCAGAAUAGAACGCAAGGUGUAGUGAUUGACGGUGUUAAAUCUAUCUCUAAUGACUUGCGCUGUGGAGUCCCACAA